Molecule: messenger RNA, 4680 nt
Organism: Sorex araneus (European shrew)
Lineage: Eukaryota; Metazoa; Chordata; Mammalia; Eulipotyphla; Soricidae
Gene: ATXN7
Product: ataxin 7
Exons: 11
Coding region: 1817-4627 (936 amino acids)
Source: RefSeq, a predicted model, not a curated record
GCUGUGUUGUCACUCCAGUCCCCAUGCUUUACUUUCUAAUGGUGGCUCAAAAAAGCAUCAGAAUUCAGAUUAAAUGUACAUUUAUUUUAAAUAUAAAGUUACAAAAUUCAGGGACCAGAGUGAUAGUAAUGGGAUCAGGGCAUUUGCCUUGCACAUGGCUGAACAGGGUUUAAUCCCUAGCAAACCAUAUGGUUCCCCAAGCCCUGCCAGGAGUGAUCCCUGAGCUUAGAGCCAAGAGUAAGCCAAGUACUACGAGGUGUAGCCUCAAAAUCCUAAAGAAUCAAAAUCUGAGUUAGGAAUAUCCAACACUGAGGUGUGAAGAGUUAUAAGAAGCUUAUAGUUACUAAGGCAGUUAUCAGUGCAUUUUUUUGUCUCACUGAUACUCAUAUAUGAAGAUAGUACUUUAGAAUUUUUUAAUUCUUAUAAUUCUGUAUAUUUUUUGUUUACUGUAUGGUAAAACUGGGAGCAUAUAUAGUUUCACUUUUUAGAACUUUAUAUUUGCAUGCAAUCCAGGAAUAUUUUCACACAUUAAUUUUAUACCCCAUUCAAAUAAAACUUCAUAUCCUUCCCAACCUAAAAAUUUUGAAACUGAAUCUUUCUACAAGAGCCCUACAUUAAGUUUAAGUUGCAGCAGGUUGUCUUCUCCUUACUAUUUUUUACUCAUUAAAAACUGUGAGUUGAUUUUCUUGUGAGAAGCUGGUCACUUCUAAUACAAGAUAUUCCUGAGAUCUGAAAAACAAAAUAUGAAUAUGCCCACUCCCUCUCCAGGGAAAAGCACCUAUGAGCAGACUGACACAGUGACGCGACUUGCGGUAUGCCGAUAUUACUGCUGUGUAAAGCAUGUGCUCAGGAUCCUUGUUACUGUCGCUGACUUCAUUACAUUAGUUUGAAAUGACAGUAAUAAUACAAACACUAAAGUGCUUGGUAUGGUCUGCUUCAACUACUUAGCAUGCGUUAGCUCACUAAGUAGCUUUUAAUUUUACCAUCUUUAACCUAUGUUCUCAGCUGUUAAGGGAUGCUCAACUACGUGGGCCGGUGCUUAAUUUAGUAAGCAAAUUCUGACAGAAAACAAUGGCUCUACAACAUGUCUCAGAAUAUAGUACAUUGCCCUGAGCCUGGGCUCCUGACUGCCCAAGAUUAAACAAUAGUAAAGAGAGGAACUGACAGUUCCAACUGACCCCCUUUUUACACCGCAGGGUGUCCCCCUUAAUUUUCAGGAUGCAUCAAUCACUUCCAGGUACAAAGGAAGGUGAAUUAGAGAAAUUUGGGGCCGAGUCUCUGCAAGGUCUUCGCCAUUGUCUUCACUUCGUCUCACACUGAUUCCAGGGGCUCCUCUUAGCAGGGCAGAGGUCGAGACCCUCCGGGCGCACCCCGACUCUUCCCGUGGUGGGGCCGGGGCGAGCCCCGAGCUUGGGCCGGCUGGGUGGGCAGGGACCCGGCCCGGCCGCCGGCGGUUCCCCCGCACGCCGGCCGGCCGCUUCCCAUUCAUGCUUUUGACAGCUGCGCGACCUCCCGCGAGCACCCCGCUCGGGCGGGCGGGCGGGCGGGCGCGCCGCGGUGACAGGCGGCGGUGCCCCGCGCGUGCGGCUCUUCCCGAGGUGGCUGCGUUUCCGACUUCGCCCUGGCUGCGCUCCGGGGGCUUGACGUGCAAACUUCGCUCGAGCGAUCCGAGAGGGAGGGACCGGCGAGGGGGAGGAGGCGGCGGGAGGCGCCUCCGCUUAAGGGAGCCGGCCGGGUGCCGCCGCGCGGACGGAAGGAAGGAGUGGGGCAGUCGAGCCCGGCCCGGGGAUGAGAGCGGCCUCAGGGAGCGGAAAGAAUGUCGGAGCGGGCCGCGGAUGACGUCAGGGGGGAGCCGCGCCGAGCGGCGGCGGCGGCGGCGGGCGGAGCGGCGGCGGCGGCGGCGGCGGCGGCGGCCGCCCGGCAGCAGCAGCAGCAGCCGCAGCCCCAGCAGCCUCCGCAGCCCCAGCGGCCGCCGCCGCCGCCGCGGCGCCUACGGCCGGAGGACGGCGGCCCGGGCGCCGCCUCCACCUCGGCCGCCGCCGCCAUGGCGACUGUCGGGGAGUGCAGGCCCUUGCCCAGUCCCGAAGCGAUGCUGGGACAGCCGUGGAAUCUCUGGGUCGAGGCUUCCAAACUUCCUGGGAAGGACGGGACGGAAUUGGACGAAAGUUUCAAGGAGUUUGGGAAAAACCGCGAAGUCAUGGGGCUCUGUCGCGAAGACAUGCCAAUAUUUGGUCUCUGUCCAGCCCAUGAUGAUUUCUACUUGGUGGUGUGUAAUGACUGUAAUCAGGUUGUCAAACCACAGGCAUUUCAAUCACAUUAUGAAAGGAGACACAGCUCAUCCAGCAAGCCUCCGUUGGCCGUUCCUCCCACUUCAGUAUUCCCCCUCUUCCCCUCACUGUCCAAAAGCAAAGGAGGCAGCAGCAGUGGGAGCAGCCGUUCUUCCAGCGGAGGGACUCUGAGUGCACCCUCCCUAAGUUCCAAGUUAUUGAAAUCACCCAAAGAGAAACUGCAGCCCAGGGGAAACACCAGGCCCAUGCAUCCCAUUCAUCAAAGUAGAGUCCCCCAUGGUAGAAUCAUGACGCCCUCAGUCAAAGUGGAAAAAAUUCAUCCGAAGAUGGAUGGCACACUACUGAAAUCUGCAGUGGGGCCAACCUGUCCUGCUACUGUGAGUUCCUCAGUCAAGCCUGGCCUUAACUGCCCCUCAAUACCAAAGCCAAUCUUGCCUUCACCUGGACAGAUUCUGAAUGGCAAAGGGCUUCCUGCACCACCCACUCUGGAAAAGAAAUCUGAAGAUAAUUCCAGUAACAGGAAAUAUUUAAAUAAGAGAUUAUCAGAAAGAGAGUUCGAUCCUGACAUUCACUGUGGGGUCAUUGAUCUCGACACCAAAAAGCCCUGCACCCGGUCUUUGACAUGCAAGACACAUUCCUUAACCCAUCGGAGGGCUGUUCAGGGUAGAAGAAAGCGAUUUGAUGUGUUAUUAGCUGAGCACAAAAACAAAACCAGGGAAAAGGAAUCAAUUCGUCAUCUGGACUCUCAGCAACCAACACAGCCUCUCAGGGACCCGCAUCCCACCCCUCCUAGAACUUCACAGGAGCCACACCAAAACUCUCACGGAGUGAUUCCUUCUGAAUCAAAGCCUUUCGUAGCUAGUAAACCUAAACCUCACACCCCCAGUCUUCCAAGGCCUCCAGGCUGCCCUGCUCAGCAAGGUGGGAGUGCCCCCAUUGACCCUCCUUCAGUCCAUGAAUCUCCACACCCGCCCCUGCCUGCCACUGAGCCAGCUUCUCGGUUAUCCAGUGAGGAGGGAGAAGGCGAUGACAAAGAAGAGUCUGUUGAAAAACUGGACUGUCAUUAUUCAGGUCAUCAUCCUCAGCCAGCAUCUUUUUGCACAUUCGGGAGUCGGCAGAUUGGAAGAGGCUAUUACGUGUUUGACUCCAGGUGGAAUCGGCUUCGCUGUGCCCUCAACCUCAUGGUGGAGAAGCAUCUGAAUGCGCAGCUGUGGAAGAAAAUCCCACCAGUGCCCAGCACAUCACCUGUCUCUACACGUAUUCCUCACCGGACAAACUCUGUCCCCACAUCACAGUGUGGGUCCAGCUAUCAGGCAGCGGCCACCAUGUCUACAUCCCCAGCCCUGCUCUCCUCCCCCUGCAUCUCCCCAAAUAGUAAAUCGGUACCAGCUCAUGGAACCACACUAAAUGCACAGCCCGCUGCGUGCGGCGCGAUGGAUCCUGUGUGCAGUAUGCAAUCCCGACAAGUGUCCUCGUCAUCCUCGUCCCCUUCCACGCCCUCUGGCCUCUCCUCCGUGCCCUCCUCCCCCAUGUCCAGGAAACCUCAGAAAUUGAAACCCAGCAAGUCUUUAAAGUCCAAGGAGUCUUCUGGUAACAGCACGAACUGUCACAAUGCCAGUAGCAGUACCAGUGGCGGCUCAGGAAAGAAACGCAAAAGCAAUUCCCCAAUAUUUGUUCACUCUUCCUCCUCCUCCUCCUCCUCCUCCUCCUCCUCCUCCUCUUCUUCUCAUUCCAUGGAGUCUUAUAGGAAAAACUGUGUGGCUUACUCUGGGCCUCCCUACCCCUCAGCGAUACCAUCGUCCCAUGGCAUUGGCCUUAACUGUGUGGUGAACAGAGCAAACUCAGUGAGUGUCCGGCUCGACCAGUCAGGGAGGGGCCCCCCCGGUGGGAGCCCUGCUGAGUCCAUCAAGAGGAUGAGCGUCAUGGUAAACAGCAGCGAUUCCACGCUGUCUCUGGGACCCUUCAUUCAUCAGUCCAGUGAGCUGGCGGUCAACUCCCACAGCAGUUUCUCACACUCACACACUCCUCUGGACAAGUUCAUCAGCAAGAAAAGGAAGUGCUCACCGGGCUCCAGCAGCGUCAACAACAGCAGCAGCAAACCCACCAAGGUUGCCAAAUUGCCGCCCAUGAACAACAUCCACGUGAAACACACAGGCACCAGCCCAGGGGCACAAGGACUGACCAACAGUUCCCUCCUCCAUCAGGUAGGACACGGACUGUGCGCCCGUGGGCGUGCCCCUCCCCUCGGGCCCUUGGUCAGGUCGAGAAGCUGUGAGGUUCCUAUGAACGGAUGUCCAGCGUCAAGGGUGUCUCGGAUGGGAAAGUUCGAGGUUCUCUGAAGGCCAGAGAGGCGGUCCUCGGCCCAGACUCUCGACCUCUUGGAAGAAAGAUG